Messenger RNA from Dovyalis caffra, 408 nucleotides. The record is from the annotation of a GenBank genome assembly. NCBI's taxonomy places the organism in Eukaryota, Viridiplantae, Streptophyta, Magnoliopsida, Malpighiales, Salicaceae.
AUGCAUAUUUCAUCACUUUAUCAAGUCAACGAACCAGUUAUCUUUGGUGAUGAUGAAGGCUUAGAUCCUCAACAUGAGACUGCUGAGGGAAACGCAUCUACUAAAGAUGCUGGUGAUUUUAAUUCUAUGAGAACGAUAGAGGUGAAAACAUAUACAGAAGUUUCAGCAGUUCCAAAAUCAGUCUGUUAUGAUAAUUUCACAAUGUUAAUCCAUCUCAAGGCUCCUCUCACAAGUGGAAGACAGAAUAGGAACCAGAAUCAUGCUGAAUCGCUACAAUCGUUUCAAUAUUCUCGUGCUCUAGUUGAUCUCGUUAGAAUUCUUGAUGUUAGUGGCAGCAUAUCUGGUACAAAGCUUGCUUUGCUAAAACGAGCAAACGGGGUUUGUAAUCCAGAAUGUUGGCCCACCUGA